AUGAGUGUUGCACCGCCACCAUCAUACAAUGCACAAGUUUACAACAACUAUCAAACAGCACCACCAGAACUGAUCAUGGAUCAGCCGGUGUUCAUUGGAACUCCAACCUUCAUUCCUAGCAACCAUCCGGUACAAUGCGUAUGUCCGAGAUGUCAGCAACCGAUUACGACUCGAACAGAAAAAGAAAAUGGUCUUUUAACUUGGCUGUUUUUCGGUGGUCUUUUUCUUCUUGGUUGCUGGCUCGGUUGUUGGCUUAUUCCGUUUUGUGUGGAUGAUUGCAAAGAUACAGCUCAUUAUUGUCCAAAUUGUUCUCAGUUACUUGGUGUAAAAAACAGUUGUCAUAGUGGACUACUAGAUGAACAAUACCAAAGACAAUUUUUUGUGUUAUUUUCCUAA
Molecule: messenger RNA, 396 nt
Organism: Rotaria sordida
Lineage: Eukaryota; Metazoa; Rotifera; Eurotatoria; Philodinida; Philodinidae
Source: the annotation of a GenBank genome assembly